AACUCAAAAUAGCUCUCAAAGAGAAAGAAAAAGGAAAGAAAAAAAAAAAAACAUGGCAGGCAUUCUUAAAUUCCUUCUCAUUCUACUUGCCAUUAAUUUCUACACAUCAGUUGGUAGAGAGCUCAAUGAAAAAUCCAGCAGUACUUCUGCUUAUCAAGAGUUCAUAAAAACUUCAUGCGGUGCAACAACUUAUCGGAGUCUUUGUAUCAGCUCUCUUUCCUCUCAAGCAAGCUCAAUCCAAACAAGUCCUAAGCUUCUUGCCCAUGCAGCUCUCAAUGUGACACUUUCAGCGGCUAAAUCAACCUCCACAAUGAUGUACAAGCUCUCUCAGAGCCAUGGCAUGAAGCCUAGAGAGGUCCAAGCCAUGCGCGACUGCAUCGAAGAACUCAGCGACACCAUUGAUGAGCUCAGGAAGUCUAUUAGGGAGAUGGGGGAAAUUAACAGCUCUAAUUACGAGCUCACGAUUAGUGAUAUACAGACAUGGGUAAGUGCUGCUUUGACUGAUGAGAGCACCUGCAGUGAUGGGUUUGCAGGGAAUUCUAUGAAUGGGAAUGUCAAGACUGCUGUUAGGGGACAAAUUGUGAAUAUUUCACACUUGACCAGCAAUGCCUUGGCCUUGUUCAAUAGUUAUGCAUCUCUUCAUGAUUAGUUUACCAGAGUAAUUAUUAUAUUAAAUUUAUGUAAUAUAUCGAAUAGAAAGUGUGAUGCUCCUCAAGGAUCCAGGGCAAGUUGUGUACUGUCUUUGUGUAAAUUGUGUAUUGAGUGAUAUAUAUGUAAACUCAGCUUCAUUUUGUUUUGUUUA
Tripterygium wilfordii is the source of this 802-nucleotide messenger RNA. RefSeq names its product 21 kDa protein-like. NCBI's taxonomy places the organism in Eukaryota, Viridiplantae, Streptophyta, Magnoliopsida, Celastrales, Celastraceae. Gene Ontology annotation, biological process: negative regulation of catalytic activity. The record is from RefSeq and is a predicted model, not a curated record. Gene Ontology annotation, molecular function: enzyme inhibitor activity. The coding region runs from base 53 to 649 and encodes 198 amino acids. The transcript has a single exon.